Molecule: messenger RNA, 4559 nt
Organism: Columba livia (rock pigeon)
Lineage: Eukaryota; Metazoa; Chordata; Aves; Columbiformes; Columbidae
Gene: PLEKHS1
Product: pleckstrin homology domain containing S1
Exons: 14
Coding region: 299-1687 (462 amino acids)
Source: RefSeq, a predicted model, not a curated record
CUCCCAUGGCAGAAACAGGAAUUUCCUUGUGGGUCAUAUUUCAGAGUGCUUGUAUUUAUACACGGACUAUAAGAAGGCAGUCACCAUGCAGGGCAGGGACACAUCGUGUUUGCUGCAGGAGGCAAUACAGGGAACCUGGAAAUACUUAAAGGUAUAUUUCUCUAAGGUCUUCUACACCAUAAAGACAUUUUAUCUGCAACCGUGCAUUCAGUGAAAUGCUGCUCAGCAGGAAGCAAAGCAAAAGGAAUUAGCUUCAAGGUUUUUGCUCUCUACUAUCUGGGUGGAAGAAACAGCCAGGAUGGCUUCUACAAGUAAAAGAAAUUCUGCAGUGACAGCUCAAAAUACAUUAUGUCCCGAAGGUGGAGUCUGCAAGCAUGGAUUCCUCAUCAAAUCACCACCUCUUCAACUUUUCAACUCACAGAAUUCCUGGAAAAGGCGAUUUUUCAUCCUGUCUAAAUCCAGCAAUGGCAACUACAUGCUGAAGUAUCUAAAAGGACAGAGCAUAAAAGGCUCCAUAGCUGUUGAUAAAAUCAUAAAUAUCGAAGUUGGCAUAAGCAAUUCUGAAGUUAUGGAAACAGUGAGGAAGAUGUUUAAAUGCCUUCCUGAGCAGGUGAUGUCCGUCAGUACUGGAAACAGACGGUACUACCUCAUUGGGAGCAGCAGGCAGGAAACAGAGGACUGGGUCACUGCGAUAUCUUCAGUCUGCAAGGAGGCAAAAAGAGAUGGAUGCUGCCCUCAGAACCAAGAUCUUCCAAAUCCAGAAAUCAGAAGCCGGCCAGCCUCUUUGCCACUAUUCUUGAAUUCUGCAGAUAAAACCAAUUUUCCGGAAAGGCAAAGCUACCAGAAGGAGAAUGGACCCUCAGAAGACAAGAACAGGCCUAAUUCAGAUCCUGGCCCUCAUCAGACUCAGUGUGACUCACCAAGAGGAAUUUUUCCAAGUCUGGAUAAAAAUCUGGGAAAGAGUGAGGAAAAUCUGCCAUUGUCGGAUACAGAUGAAGACAUCAAAAAGGAUGAAGAAGACUAUUACCAAACUCCCAGCAGCAUUUUAGCAAAGUGCACUACUGAACUAUCACAGCCAGACCCCACAGCUGAAGAUGAUGUCCCUGUGCAAGAGAAGCCAGUGCAGAAGAACCCAGUAAAGGAGAACAUUUAUAUGUCAAUGAAAUCACUUAGGUUGCGGGAUGAGAGUUGCCAGUUCAAGUGCAGAGGUGGUGGGCUCCUGCCUCCUCUCAAACACCAAGACAAUGGUGCAUGUCCAAGAGACUUGGAAGCAAGCAGAGACCUAAAACUCCUAGAAGGCAGCACCAGCCAUCAGAUGACCCUUCAGACAACAGGAAAUUCAUUACCACUUUCAGUGAUUCAGUUGUCUAUACUGCUCAGUCAAGUUACAGAUGAGACCCAGCUACAGAAGUUGGAUAUUUUCGUCCCCCUCGCUGAUAUUAACAGUUACCUAAAACUGACUGAAGCAUCAGGACAAAUAUGUGUCUCACAGUGGGCUGGUCCUUGCCGACUGGGAUGUUUGUUUAAUCAUGGAGACCAUAUAGUGGCAGUGAAUGAUCUGCAACCGCAGGAUGUGGAGGAGGCUUACUUCUUCAUCAGCAGGUCCACAAGAAAGGAGGUGAAACUUACUGUUUGUAGGAUUCCACAUUCAGAUAUCUUCCAUGUUAAAGGUUGCUCAUGUUCCUGAACAAAAAGACAUAAUUGACUAAGUAAGUGCCAAAGUUCAAGGGAAAAGAUCAGGGAGAAAAUGUGAUACGUAGUAUAUGGAGGUAAUCUUUAUCCAAUAGAGCUGCCAGACAUCUUUUCUUGAUGAAGUACAAAGAACAGAGAAUGUGGAUUUAAUUUUUAUUUUAUGUCCUAAUAACUUGUUUUGUUGACAUGAAUGGCAUGUAUUUGACUUGUAUGUCAGUUACAUGAAAAAAAUUGAGGGUCAAAUCAUUUAUUAAACCUUUGCACUAUGUAUACUUUGUAUUUCAGUAGGAAAUAUUGGUUCACACCCCUGCUCGCCCCUUUACGCUGAGUUACAUUGAUUUAUUCUGAACUCCUCAUCAGUUAGGGGUGGGAAACAUCUUACAUUUGGAGCAAAGCCAUGUUUUGCCUGGUUUCCCCUUAGCUACAGAAAGGCAAAGGCAAGCUGAGAGCUGUAGUGUCGGAAGGAAGACUGGUAAAUAAAGUGUGUAGUGAUUCAGUGGGGCCUCCUUUUAUAUUACAGCCACAAAAAUACACUCAAUGGAUGACAGGAAAAAUAGCUGGUUGGAAAAAAAAGGAAUGUGUCUGGAACACGUUCAGGUUCAUUGGCAGCCGAAACAAGCCCUAAGUGAGGAUGAGUUAAUGGAUUUGGGAGAGAAGAGGGCUGGGCUGCUCUGUGAAAGUGUUAUCAGUAAAGACAGCUUCCCAGCUGAGAGAAAUGAUGUGCACAGGGUGUUCACUGCAAGAGUUCUGAUGAUAACAAGUAUGAUGAUAAUAAGGAUGUCACUGGUACCACGGUGUUUCUAGAGCAAGUGCUCAUUUGUUUCCCAAACAAAGACAUUUCCUGUAAAUAUUUCUUUGUGAAUGCCUUGUUUCCUUCGCCAUCUUAGAAACAUGGCUGUUUUUCAGGUGUUGGUGCUGGACGUGAAACUGCCUGCAGGGGUGAUUUUAGUAGAUGUCAACAGGGAGCUUUGUCCUGUAUUACAGUGACCUCUGUUGCUUACAGAAACAUACUGUGAUAUGGCAUGUAUGCAGAAUACAUACCUGUUCUCUAUAUGGAUAUGUACACAUUUGUAUAUACAUAUUUGUGUGCAAGUGUAUUUACACACAUAAUACAUGUAUAUAUACACAUAUGUUGCUAGAUAGAUUGUGUUAAUAUAAAUGAUGUGGCAACAAACUGAACCAAUGCUUUUGAGUACAGAUAAUUUUAUCUUGCUAGAUACAACCAAAAUAACUACCGGGUUUAGCAGACUUGGGAUUAUUGAUAUUAAGAGAUUUAUAUAAGCUUUGAUUAUGGUGGAUUUGUCCCAAAGGAGGUAUUUGUCCAGCCUCCAAUUGAAUUGGGCUAAGUCAGCUACUACAGUAAGAAACUACACUCACUAAAAGCAGUGUUGAUGCCACUUACUUCAGUAGUAAAUUUGACAAAUGUUCUUUGUAUACUUCCUUUAAAAUAAAAUCUGAACUUUAAAAAAAAAAAAUGUUAUAAAAUUUUAUGUAGUUGAAGAGCAUUGGUAACUCAUCCUCAGCACCUAUUAAAAAUAUUAAUUUCCAGGCUGAACGUUUCCACACAACCUGUCUCUUCUACUUUUGAGAUAGGGGUGUUUGGGACACGCUUAUUUCUCAAAGUGGGACAGGAUCGCUUUUUGAUAUUUCUGUUUCAGUGGUGUUCAAAGGCCUGUUUGUGCUGAAUUCUGCAUAAAGACAGAGGGAAACCCCAGCUCUGGAACUACAGAGGCUGAAAAUGGAAGAAAAGACAUUGCUUGGGAGCUCUUCUCCAAAACUGCUGUGGGACUCCUUUGCUCCGCACUGCUCUUUGAGCACAACAAAUCCAUUUCUGCCUAGGGAGCCUCUGAGGGAUGGAUGGGAUGGCUGUCCAUCACCAUACAGGGCUUCUUCCUGCUCUGUGACGGUGUCAGCCUGCUAGGACAGUUCCCUAGGCCUGGAUCCUAAAAUCGCGGAUCAUCCAGGUCAAGAGUAUCCACUGAGGAUGUCACCCUUAACCUUUCCUGCCCAAGGUUUGCCUAAGCUCUUCUGCACUUUACAAAAGUAAAGUCCCAACCUUCCUGUGUUGUUCCACUCACUUCUCUGUAUAAUUAGGAAGUUUUUUCCUAGUAUUUAUCCUAGAUGACCUUUUUAGAAAAUAAGCCUGAUCUUUUCUUGCCCUGUUUUCAAUGGGCAUGGAGAAUACUUGAUUUCUACUGUCUCCUGAGAAAACUUCAUUCUGGAAGGUGUUUCUCGUGCCUGUUCUCACUUUUCUCUUUUUUUUGGACCAGCCAACCUGCAUUCUUUCAAUAUUUUUUCAAACGUUUCCUGAAAGUGGUCAUAUGUCACUGAACUGCGAGAUGAAUACCUUCUUUUCCAUUUAUGGGUCGACAAAGGUGAGACAGCCAUAAAGCAGUCUCCUGGAACUUCGUAGAGAAACGUUUCCAAAAAGAGGUGAACUCACCCAAGAAGCUGUGAACUGUGUGUGCGUGGUGGUGGGAGGAGAUCCACCGCCGGGAAACCCGCACACGGCAUUGCUGCUGAAGCAGGUGGUGACAACGUGUGCUGCACCUCUUGGCCAUGGAGGAAUGUUACUUCUGGAGAAAAAUAGGAUUUGGGUAGAUAUAGCACAGACAAAAUGAUUCCAGAAUAUUUCAGAAGAAUGGAGUAUUACUUCUGUACUUUGGUAAACAGUUACUGAUAUGUUACCCUGUAACUGAUCAUUAUGUCAGCUUGCACAAUGAUAAAUGCAGAUAAUUAAUGUCACAUGUUGGCUGAUUCAUAACACAGAUACAAUACAGAAUUGACAUUGGUACAGUAAAUUCUGGUAGGGUGUGUGGAGUUGUCUGCCCACAUAUGAUUAAUAAAUGUAUUAACAUUUUACAACA